ACAAAAAACCAUCAUGGCCGCCGAGUUGUUGAGUCGAGGAAAUGAUGAAUUUGUCAACGAAAAUUACCAAAAAGCACUGGAGCUUUACACAGAGGCGCUCACUAAAGAACCUGACAAGGAGGAAGCAUACUCUCACAGAGCACAAGUCUACAUCAAGUUAGAACAAUUUAAGGAGGCAGAACAAGAUUCUGAAAAGGCCAUUGAACUUAAUCCAAAGAACAGCAAAGCUUAUUUCAGGAAAGGGACUGCUUUAUUCCACCAGGAGAAGUAUGCUGCUGCAAAAGAAUGUCUUGAAAUUGGUUUAUCAUUAAACACUGAAGACAAUAGUAUGAAAACACUUCUAUGGAAAUGUGAGGCAGAAAUUGACUUGUGCAGGUCAGAACAGUCCCAGGGACAAUCACAGAUUUCCAUAGGUACUUCCUCAAUAAGCCCUUCCACCAAAGCUGGUGUUCCUAACAUAACCUCUCAGGAUAUCACCGAUCCUACUGUUACACCGUCCUCCAAUAGUACAUCUCAAGACGUCACCAUGCCAACAGGGCCACGUACCAGGUAUGACUGGUAUCAGACGGAGACCAUGGUGAUAAUCACAGUCAUGAUAAAGAAAGUUCAGAAGGAAGAUUGUCACAUAGACAUCAACGAACAAUCUGUGAGUGUAUGUAUUAAACUACCCACAGGCAGCGACUACACCCUGGAACUUGAUCUAGCUCACAAAAUCCUACCAGAAAAAUCCCUGUACAAAAUCAUGUCUACGAAGGUUGAGAUAAAACUAAAGAAGAUAGAAGGAGUGCGCUGGAGCAGGCUAGAAGAUGAUGGCUCAUCUACUCAAAACAUCAAACAACCUUCAUUACCAAUGGACACACAUUCCGAGGGUGACCAUGCUAACAAAUACCCGUCCUCCAGCCAUUACACGAAAGAUUGGGACAAACUGGUGACGGACAUCGCUAAAGAGGAGAAAGAGGAAAAGCCGGAGGGCGAUGCAGCACUUAACAACCUGUUUCAGAAAAUCUACGGGGAUGGUUCUGACGAAACAAAGAAAGCAAUGAUGAAAUCCUUUUACGAGUCUGGAGGAACUGUGUUGAGUACAAACUGGAAUGAGGUUGGUAAAGACAAGGUGGAUGUUAAACCCCCCGACGGUAUGGAAUACAAAAAGUGGGACACGUAAUGCUACAUCCACAGACAUCAUCUGAAGGCUGCUGUUAUCUAGACUUGUUUCCAACGACAGAUAUGUUAUUCAAACUGUUUUCGAUACAAUGUCUAUUGGUUGUUGUUUGAUCAUCUUACACGGAGUUAAUCACUGAUGUGUUGUAAGCUCCUGAAUAUAAAGUUUCAAUUUACUUUCCUGGUCCUGAAUGUAAAUCUUCUCUUCACCUCUUCUCCAAAGGUGUAGUUAACGUACAUGGAGUUUAUUUAAGUAUACAUAUACUUACAUGUUGCCAAACGGCUGGCGCCAUGGAAAUACCUGUCAUUUCUUGGGAUAUAUCGAGGGUAUCCAUUGAUGAAAUAUUUGAUUUGGAUUAAGAAAGUAUUAAAUUUAUUGUUUAAAUUAUGCGAUUCCUUUUCGAGUCAUGUCGUUUUUACGAUAGGAUUUCUGUGUGUAUUUUAUUCAUCUGACCAACUUCGUUUUCAUUUCCACCAAUGAAUUGUAAUAGAAUCUUCCCUCGUAAUUAUCUUGCAUUUAGUCACCACAAGUCAUGUUGUCCCUUUGUGUAGCGACUAGAAGGGUAACUCCGUUCUGUGUAACGUUUGCCCACUAUAUCCCAACAGUUGCCAGGUACUGACCGUAGGCCGGUGGUUUUUCUCCGGGUACUCCGGCUUUCCUCCACCUCCAAAACCUGGCACGUCCUUAAAUGACCCUGGCUGUUAAUAGGACGUUAAACAAAAAAAAAAAAAAAAACAAACAAACAAACCAAACCAAACCCAACAGUCUAACGACCUAAUUCAUUUUAGCCCAGGGCUACUUUAUAGUGCCAAGUCUUCGCUGGCGGUGUGGUAAAUUUACAAUAUCGGACAGUAUUACCAGUUUGUGGUGUCAGUGAGAUAAGAAACACCACAUCAUCGAGGUUUAGUAUUUUCUAUCCGAGUAUUUCAAUGUUUACUUCUCGAUAAAAUGUAUUAUUUAUGACUGAAUAACAUUAAAUAAAGUAUGCUCAAACAUUA
Messenger RNA from Pecten maximus, 2157 nucleotides. Its product is annotated as protein SGT1 homolog. The record is from RefSeq and is a predicted model, not a curated record. The transcript has 13 exons. Gene Ontology annotation, molecular function: protein-folding chaperone binding. Gene Ontology annotation, biological process: protein stabilization. NCBI's taxonomy places the organism in Eukaryota, Metazoa, Mollusca, Bivalvia, Pectinida, Pectinidae. Bases 14 to 1162 code for a protein of 382 amino acids.